AUGUCAUACAUCACACCUACCAAAAGGAUUUACACUUCUGAAGAUUUAUCAAAAUGGGUGGGCUCACCUACCUAUAAUACUGUAUUGGACUUCAUUGUGGAGUUGCAGACAUCUGUCACUGGCAAAUCCAAUGAUUCAUCGAACGAGGCUAGUCUGAUAAUUGACAAACUUUCAAAACUCCUUUCCAAAGUUGAUAGUCUAAUUACAUUACAUCCUGCUCAUGAUUCAGUAUCUAGAUUUGGAAAAGUUGAAUUCAGAGACUUUUAUAAGGAUUUGUCUGCCAAAGCGGAAGAAUAUAUUUCUGAGAUCACUCCCAUGGCAAUUCAAGAAACAUCCACUUACUUUGUUGAAUCGUGGGGGAAUAGCACAAGAAUCGAUUAUGGGUCUGGUCAUGAAUUGAAUUUUAUAUGUUUUUUGUUGUGCUUGAAGGAGUUAGGUCAAAUUACCGCUUCUGAUUACGAAGGUUUGAUUCUCAGAGUUUUCACUCAAUAUAUAUCUAUCAUGCGUAAACUACAGAAGGAAUACUGGUUGGAGCCUGCGGGAUCGCAUGGGGUUUGGGGGUUGGAUGACUAUCACUUUUUGCCCUUUUUAUUUGGAGCUGCACAAUUGUCUACUCAUCCACAUAUGAAACCAAAACUGAUUCAUAAUGAUGAGUUAGUGGAGAUGUAUUCCACAAAGUAUAUGUAUUUUGAGUGCAUCGAUUUCAUAAACAAAAUUAAAACCAUUCCUAACCACCAAGGCAAAUUGAGCUUGCGCUGGCAUCUGCCAAUGUUGGAUGACAUAUCUGCCGCUAAAAACUGGGAUAAGAUUAGAGAAGGAAUGGUGAAAAUGUACAAGGUCGAAGUUUUAGGGAAACUACCAAUCAUGCAGCAUUUUAUGUUUGGUACUCUUUUAAAAUGUCCAGAAGGAAUCCCUGAGCAUACCGAUGAAAACGGACACGGAGACAAGGUUGAGGAUCAUUGUGGCCACGCUCACGUUAACACUUGGGGAGAUUGUUGUGGUAUUAAGAUUCCCAGUGGCAUUGCUGCUAGUGAAAGUCUAAAGCAUGAGAGGAAAGGCAAUAUUCCGUUCGAUUAG
Messenger RNA from Candida dubliniensis CD36, 1077 nucleotides. RefSeq names its product peptidylprolyl isomerase. Gene Ontology annotation, cellular component: nucleus; protein phosphatase type 2A complex; cytoplasm. The coding region runs from base 1 to 1077 and encodes 358 amino acids. Gene Ontology annotation, molecular function: peptidyl-prolyl cis-trans isomerase activity; protein tyrosine phosphatase activator activity. The record is from RefSeq and is a predicted model, not a curated record. NCBI's taxonomy places the organism in Eukaryota, Fungi, Ascomycota, Pichiomycetes, Serinales, Debaryomycetaceae. Gene Ontology annotation, biological process: mitotic spindle organization. The transcript has a single exon.